Sparassis crispa is the source of this 1557-nucleotide messenger RNA. RefSeq lists its product as hypothetical. Bases 1 to 1557 code for a protein of 518 amino acids. The record is from RefSeq and is a predicted model, not a curated record. Lineage: Eukaryota; Fungi; Basidiomycota; Agaricomycetes; Polyporales; Sparassidaceae. The transcript is spliced from 5 exons.
AUGUCUCUCCCAACCUCAUCGAUCAGCCUCCCUUUCACCCCCUUCCCUAUAUCUACUCCUACCCCGACGAGCCAAUCCUCUUCAUCUUCCUCCAGUUCCAGCCCUUCAAGCUCCUUAUCUUCUUCUACUCCUCAGUCCUCGUCGUCCUCAUCGUCAUCCUCUUCUCCACCCCCUUCCAGCUCAUCAUCUGCUCAAUCAUCGUCCUCAUCCGCAUCCGCGUCCUCAUCCUCGUUGUCCAGCAGCUCUGCCAGCACUUCUUCGUCUAGCCCUACCUCUAACUCUUCUUCCUCAAGUUUAUCUUCGACGGGCUCGACAUCGGUGCCGACUAGCUCCCUGACCAGUUUAAGCAGCACCUCGUCCACUCCGUCCUACAGCACCUCCCUGAGGUUGAGCACUUCAGGAGGUGUCGUCGUAACUUUGACCAGCACCGUUGGCGGCCCUGCGGCUACCGAUGUCGCUAACAACGCCGUCGCCAGCAAGGGGUUCUUCCAUAACAAAGGAGCCGUCGCUGGGGUGUUCACCGUUGUCGGCCUGGUCGUAGCUGCGAUCGUAGUCGCCCUCGUCACUACCGCGAUCCGCCGCCAGCGCGCCAAGAAGUUCGACCACGAUGUCGCUCUCGCCGCCGCAGAAGCCGCCGCCGGUGCACACGUCCCAGACUUCACGGACGACGACUACGGCUACCCUGAGGACCGCCGGGACUUUGGUGCCCAGAGUGGCUACUCGGACGCCAGCCACGGCACGUACGCGCAGCAGCCCAUGGGACACGGUGAGAACUACAGCAUGAGCGAGCUCCCGCCGUUCGACCCGUACGCCGGUCCCCUGGUCGCCGCGGGUGCUGCUGGCGUCGGCGCUGCUGCGGCUGCCAGUGUGCACUCUGCAGGCGCUGCUGGCGUCGGCGCUGCGGGCGUCAAUCGUGUACGCAGCAUGGGGCAGAAGCAGACGACGCCGUACAACGCGUUCGCCGCGCCUCCGCCGGUAGCUAUGCAGGCUCCGAAUACGUUCGCGGACACGCAAGGCCCGUACGGCCCGACCGGCAGUGGUUACGGUCUUCUCGAGGCCGCUGGCCUUGCUGGGGCGCCCGGGACAGAAGAACUCGUCCGCGGCCUGUCGCAGACGAAUGCGAACCUCGCGCGGAAUCGCAGCAUGGGCGCUGCGAUGCUCGGCGGAACAGCGUUGGCCGGGACGGGUGCGAGCUCGUCUGACCACGGCGCCUACCCCGCGAACUAUACGUCUAUGCCUGGAAAUCAAUACGGGUAUUCUGCUCAGUCGAAUCUUCAGCAGCCCCAGUCUGAUGCGCACCUGGUCGCCAUGGAGGAUCCGUACGAGGGGUAUACCGCACAGUCGCCGCUGCCUAACCCGUUCGGGGGUUCGACGUCUCCGGAGCAGCGUCCCCUUUCUGGUAAUUCGACAACGCCUGAUACCUCGGCCGAGAGCGGUGAGCGCGAUGUGCCAGGUAUUCCGUGGCAUCAGGAAGACGCGAACCGCAUGAGCAUCCGCGACGAGGAAGACUACGGGUACAAUGGUGGUAGACGGGUGCUGAAGGUCGCCAAUGAGUAA